This is a messenger RNA of Nelumbo nucifera (sacred lotus), 1016 nucleotides long. Its product is annotated as protein RGF1 INDUCIBLE TRANSCRIPTION FACTOR 1-like. Lineage: Eukaryota; Viridiplantae; Streptophyta; Magnoliopsida; Proteales; Nelumbonaceae. The record is from RefSeq and is a predicted model, not a curated record.
CAGCAGACAAAAGGACAAACGAGUUGCCGAAAAAACCAGGGAAACUGAAUUCCAAAAUAAAUUAAACCGAAUCAGAUUCUCUCUAUCUCUCUCCACAAUUAUCUCUCUUGAGAUUGCACAGUGCAGCAGAAUCUGCAGACAUGAAGCAACAGAACCCUUCAUGGAUAUUUUCUCUCUUAUCUGAAAAGUUCUUCGAUCCAUGUGUUGUUCAUGAGAAUGCCAAGAAGAACGAGAAGAACACAUUUUGCUUGGAUUGCUGUAUCACCAUCUGUCCUCAUUGUCUCAACCUUCACAACUCCCAUCGCUUGCUUCAGGUCCGUCGGUAUGUAUAUCACGACGUCAUCAGGCUUGACGAUAUGGAAAAACUGUUUGAUUGCGGUUUUGUGCAGUCUUAUAGCACCAAUAAUGCGAAAGUGGUUUUCCUGAACCAGAGACCUCAAACGCGCACUUUCAAAGGCUCCGGUAGCUUCUGCAACAGCUGCGACAGAAACCUUCAAGAACCUUUCCAGUUCUGCUCUCUAGCUUGCAAGGUUCGGUAUCUCGUGGACUGCGAUGGAUUCGACUGCGAGUACUUACCGUUGUCGAACUUCGUAUACGCGCAUAUCGAGAGAGUGAAGGAGCUCGAGGACGGAGACGGACAGGUGACGCCGAGUUCAGUUUUGGACGGUGACGAUGAGAUGAUGGUUUCUUACCGUAAAUCUCCCGGUUCCAUCUGCACAAACAGCGAUAUUGGGUGUUUAACGGUCGGGUGUACUGCCAGAACGGAAAAGGUGACGAGGAAGAAGAGAUCGACGAAGUUCGCGGCCGAAAGCUCCUGUUAUUACCGAAAUACCCCACUCAUUUCUUCUUCAUCCAAACGGAAAGGAAUUCCAUUUCGUAGCCCUCUCUAUUAGAUAGGGGUUGAAUUUUGUCUCGAAGUUUCUGUUUAAUACUGCCAAGACAAAAAGAAACUGUGACAGAGAAACUGCAUGCAAGACCAAAUCCAAUUAAUGUUUUGAGUGGGAAAUUAAAGUUAA